Molecule: messenger RNA, 2544 nt
Organism: Erythranthe guttata (spotted monkey flower)
Lineage: Eukaryota; Viridiplantae; Streptophyta; Magnoliopsida; Lamiales; Phrymaceae
Product: Tetratricopeptide repeat (TPR)-like superfamily protein
Biological process (GO): RNA modification
Molecular function (GO): RNA binding; protein binding
Source: RefSeq, a predicted model, not a curated record
AUGCAAAUGCGAACAGUGUGUGCCAGAAGCUGCAAUUCGCUCUUCAUCAUUUCGUCGAGAAAAUCACAAGCUGGUGCCGCCAUUUCAAAGGCACCGUCUCACAGAAACUUUUCUCGGCCACCGUCGCAACUCCUCCAAUCAGACAACUCCGGUAGUACAGUCGCUGCCCACAACAGGCAAAAACACAGGCAAUAUUUGGGCAAGCUUCUACUUUCGCCGCCGGAAAAUAUUACCGAUAACGUUCGUUACUACAAAACAGUUCAUGGCCAGAUUAUUUCAUCAGGGCUCGCAUCAAACAUUUUCCUCGGUAACAUUCUUAUCACGGCGUACUCAAGGGAGGGUGAUUUACAGAGUGCAGCCUACCUGUUUGAUGGAAUGCCCGAGAGAAACUUAAUUUCCUGGUCUUCGAUGAUUUCGGGGUAUAAUCAAAAUGGUUAUAACGCAGAAGCCUUGACUUCGUUUAGGGAGUUUAGAGAAAGUGGCAAUGGCUAUCCGAAUGAAUUUAUUUUGUCUACUGUCAUUCAAUCGUGUACUCGGCUAGCUAGUACCGUAGACGGUCUGCAUUUGCAUAGUCUUGUGAUUAAAUUUGGUUGCGAUCAAAAUUCCCACGUGGGCAGUUCUCUUAUCGAUUUCUAUGCCAAAACUACUGAUUUGGACGCAGCGAGAUCUGUUUUUGACGAGUUGGGAGUGAAAAAUGUGGUGGCAUGGACUGCAAUUAUCACGGGAUUUUCGAUAAAUGGAAGAGGUGAUGUAUCGCUGAAUAUUUUUAAGGAAAUGGUGGAGUCUGAUAUUCUCCCUGAUAAGUACGCACUUUCCAAUGUGUUGAGAGCAUGUUCGACGCUUGAGCUGCUCAAAGUCGGAAAACAAGUUCAUGCUUUUGCCCUGAGAAGAACUGGUGCCCACAUGGAUGUAUCAGUGAGCAACACGCUUAUAGAUUUCUAUUCCAAGUGCGGAGAACCGGAAUCGGGGCGCAGAAUCUUCGAACAUAUGCUUGUUAAGAAUUCUGUUUCUUGGGCAACGAUGAUUUCUUGUUACAUGCAGAGUGGACUCGAUUACGAAGCGAUGAAUCUGUACAAGAGUAUGAACAGAUUAGAAUUGAAGGCAGACGGAUUUUCUUGCACGAGUGUCCUAACUUCCUGUGGUUGUGUUGGGGAUCUAAAUCUCGGUAAGCAGGUCCAUGCUUACACCGUCAAAGUCAAUUUCGAAUACGAUGACUUCGUUGCGAAUAGCUUAAUCGACAUGUAUUGUAAGUGUGAUUUCUUGACUGAUGCCAAGAAAAUAUUUCUUGCUGCUGGAAAAUAUAACACCAUGAUCUCUUACAAUACGAUGAUCGAAGGAUACUCGGGAAACGGGAAUUUGUGUGAAGCGAUUGAUCUUUUCAACCAAAUGAGGGAUAAUUUAAUCCCACCUAGUCGACUAACAUUAGUCAGCCUUCUUGGUGUGUCAUCUUCUCAAAGUACCUUUAUAUUUCACUCUCUCGUGAUAAAAUACGGGUUUUGUUCGGACAGCUACUGUGGAAGUGCCCUAAUAGAUGUUUACUCAAAGUGUUCGUUUAUGGAAAGUGCAAAACUUGUAUUUGAAGAAAUCGACGAUAAAGACAUUGUUGUCUGGAAUUCGAUGUUGUUCGGGUAUGCGCUUCUACGGUCGGAAAACGAGGAUGCUCUUAGGCUGUUCUUAGAGUUGUUACGUGUUGGGGAAAGACCAAACGGUUUCACAUUCGUUGCCGUAAUCAUGGCUUGUAGUAAUACGGCAAGUUUGUUACACGGUCUCCAAUUUCACUGCCAAACCCUAAAGACAGGCCUCGUAGAAAUCGAUCCAUUUGUCACGAAUGCAUUGAUGGAUAUGUACGCGAAAUGCGGGAUUAUAGAUGCGGCGAAUUUAUUAUUUAAUCGUGCCGUUAUAAGAGAUAUUGCGUGCUGGAAUUCAAUUAUAUCAACGCACGCGCAUAACGGAGACGCGAAUAAAGCCCUCGAAAUGUUCGAGCAAAUGAAAUCCGAGGGUGUAAUAAAACCAGAUUACGUCACGUUUGUCGGAGUUCUCUCUGCAUGUGCAAAUGGUGGUCUUGUGAGAGAAGGGUUUCGUUAUUUCGAGUCCAUGAUUGAAUUUGGAGUGGGGCCCGGCCCGGAGCACUAUGCAUGCAUGGUUUCUCUGUUGGGCCGGGCCGGUGAAUUGGAAGAAGCGAGAUCGUUUAUCGAAAAUAUGCCGUUUGAGCCGGAUGCUUUGGUGUGGAAGAGCUUGCUUAGUGCGUGUAGAGAUAAGGGCGAUGUUGAGCUGGCACGAUACGCUGCUGACAUGGCGGUUACUUGUGAUCCGAGUAACAGCGGGGCUUAUGUAUUGCUUUCGAAUAUUUUUGCGUCUAGAGGUAUGUGGAUUGAUGUGAAGAGUGUGAGGAAGACGAUGGAUGAAAACGGUGUGACGAAAGAAACGGGGUUUAGUUACGUUGGAUCGAGAUAAACGAUCGAGUUCACUCGUUUGCUGCAUCCGAAAAUAUUGAAGAUAUAUAUAGAUACAAUUUUGAGAAAAUAAUAAUCAUACAUUAGAGGG